GGAGAAGAAGGAGCUGGCAACCAUGUUCAUGGAUGCAUUGAUUGUUGGCUUUGCGUUAUUCUUCUCUAUAUUCAAUUCAUACGAGGCCCUUUCUGCAUAGUAUCACCUCAAUCACUCUUACAAAUUACUAUACUCUCCAUGGAUAGUCCUCUUUUCUCCCCCGCCAAGGCACGUCAAGCUGCCAUUGAAGCCAAGGAUUGGGCCUAUGUGAACACCUGGCUGAACCGGCAGUAUGCGCCUAACCCAAUUCCCAAGUUUGAACGGAAUGAAGACACAUUACGGACCUUGCUUGCCCUGGCUGCCGCCAAUGAUACAGCGGAUGAAGAGGCAAUGGUAGUGCAUGAAGCACGCGAGCAAGCGGUCCAAGCCUACAAGUCUCAGGAACGGAGCGAGGGGACAAAAAAAAUCGAAAUUUUGGAUGAAAUAGAGCUCUCACUUGAUGAGAGCGGUAGACAGAGUCUUGACGAUCUGGCGGAAACAACUGCAGUGCUUGGGGCUUUGAGCACCGAUGCAGUUGACCUCGGUCAGUCUAUCAUUGACCUCACGACGGAGGAAUUCAACAUGCAGGAGCAAAUGUCGAAAGUGGAAGCACUACAAAACUAUCUGGAGAGGGAGCUGGCUACUCUGCGGGCGCAACUGGAUGACCUUCGGAAUAAUGAAGCUUUUGAGACGCCUGCUGAUCUCCCAGCUCUAACGGGCGAGUGGACACGGAAUACCAAGUCGCUUGGUGCGAAAGUGGGUGAGUAUCGGGACAAAAUCGCUUCUCUUUCAAGGAACAGGGGCAAGGAACCUCGGCUGGAAGAUGUCAUGGCAAAAGAGGCAGACGUGAUAAAGCUUUUUGAGACAGUCAGAAGUCUGGAGACAAGGAUAAACAUGCUCCAUAAUCUUCCAGAAGAAGUCCCUGAAGCUCGCGCGAAUUGCAAGGAGUUAGAAAGGGAACUCCAGAGACUUGUUCGUGUACGAGAUGCAAUGGCUGACAGAUAGAUGAGAAUGAGAAUAUUAACUACGAAGAAUGCACAAAGUUCUGUUACAUGUUGUAUUAAACCUAGUGAGAGCAGUACAAUCAAAGGCUUGGUAUCGUC
Messenger RNA from Aspergillus aculeatus ATCC 16872, 1082 nucleotides. RefSeq lists its product as uncharacterized. The record is from RefSeq and is a predicted model, not a curated record. The coding region runs from base 139 to 984 and encodes 281 amino acids. Gene Ontology annotation, biological process: spindle assembly. NCBI's taxonomy places the organism in Eukaryota, Fungi, Ascomycota, Eurotiomycetes, Eurotiales, Aspergillaceae. Gene Ontology annotation, cellular component: cytosol; HAUS complex. The transcript has a single exon.